This is a messenger RNA of Drosophila miranda, 994 nucleotides long. RefSeq lists its product as uncharacterized. The record is from RefSeq and is a predicted model, not a curated record. NCBI's taxonomy places the organism in Eukaryota, Metazoa, Arthropoda, Insecta, Diptera, Drosophilidae. The transcript has 3 exons. Bases 355 to 984 code for a protein of 209 amino acids.
UUAAAUGUCAAAGUUAACAAUAUUUUGUGAUCGGACUUUCGUCAUUUUUAUCGUCAGACUUUUGUGUAAAUGAGCAUACAGUACGGGUCUAAGAAAAAAAAAAGUUUUACUUCGUCUUCGUCCAAUAUUUUACUCAAAUCUGCGUAAGUGAGCGAAGCGAGUUAGCCGGCAAUUGGAGUACGAGAAAAGUGAUUGUGCAAGGGUGGAUCUAGGUGUGCCGUGCUUUAGCUGAAUUUGUACGAUCUAGAUGUCAAUAGAAAUCUAGAACAAUAUUUAAUCCUGCUGAGAGGCGACACAUUCGCCAGUGUCAAAAUUGAUAAUCUACAAAUUGUGACGAACUUGUGUUGACUGAAGAUGCCGUCGUUUGAUGCCCCUGCUGAAUGGUUCGAGGGCGACCUGGUCUACGACGAAGAUCCGGAAUUCCACUUCCCAGUGCCCAAUGUGGACGAUGCUGAACUCGAAUUCCAGGAUGCUCUACAGGCAGCAUUUGACGAGAUCCCCAACGAAGGGUUCGAAGUCGAAGACCAAUACGACGGUGAAAUAUCGUCACUGGAGAGCGACCAGGACAUCUACGAAUCGCCGAACACAAGUUCAUUCGAGAUAUCAGAUUUUGAGGUCAGCUCCGAAAGCUCCGAAGCUGUCGCUGAAGGUCGGGUAAAUCUGGCAGACAUAUCUGACCCAACGUUAGUGUCAUCAUCAUCAUCACCUGAAACAUGUUAUUAUUCAAAUAACGGAGUAUUUGAAGACAUUACCAAUAUUGAGGCAGAUCAGGAAUCCAUUGUCACCGUUGAGACGUCGAUUGACGAUGCAAAGAAACUAUUGGAAAACAUUUUUCGCACCCAAGACGAGCUGGAAGACAAACUAAACUCCUUAGGAAAUAAGCUAGAUAAACUAAUGGAGGGGAUCAACGAAAAUAUGGCAAAUUGUGAAAAAUUAAAAUUUAAUCUAAAAUGUAUAUUGAAUUUCCAAUUAAAAGACAACUAACACAUUCUGU